GCCCUCCUUCGCGGACUGAGCCAUGGCCGGGCGAGGUCGGGUGUGGGCGCUGCUGCUGGCGCUCUGCGGCGUGUGGGGAGCCUUCUGUUUGCAAGGCUCCCAAGCCGACGAGCCUGAAGCGGCGGCGGGCGGCGGCGGCGGCGGCGGGGCGAACAGGCGGCGGCGCCUGAGCCAGGAGGACGGCAUCUCCUUCGAGUAUCACCGCUACCCUGAGCUGCGGGAAGCGCUGGUGUCGGUGUGGCUGCAGUGCCCCUCCAUCUCCCGGAUCUACAGCGUGGGCCGGAGUUUCGAGGGCAGGGAGCUGUUGGCCAUCCAGAUCUCCGACAACCCCGGCGAGCACGAACCGGGGGAGCCAGAAUUUAAAUAUGUUGGAAACAUGCAUGGAAAUGAAGCUGUUGGAAGGGAGCUUCUCAUUUUCUUGGCCCAGUACCUCUGCAAUGAAUAUCAGAAGGGAAAUGAAACAAUCAUCAACUUGAUCCAUAGCACACGCAUCCACAUCCUACCGUCUCUGAAUCCAGAUGGCUUUGAGAAGGCAGCAUCACAGCCAGGUGAACUCAAAGAUUGGUUUGUUGGCCGAAGUAAUGCACAAGGCAUAGACCUAAACCGAAAUUUUCCUGAUCUGGAUAGAAUAGUCUAUGUCAAUGAAAGAGAAGGCGGUCCAAAUAAUCACUUGCUGAAAAACAUGAAGAAAGCUGUGGAUCAGAAUCCAAAGCUUGCACCUGAAACAAAAAGUGUGAUUCACUGGAUUAUGGAUAUUCCUUUUGUGCUGUCAGCCAAUCUUCACGGUGGGGACCUUGUAGCAAAUUACCCCUAUGAUGAGACCCGCACCGGCAGUGCUCAUGAAUAUAGUCCCUGCCCAGAUGAUGCUAUUUUUCAAAGCUUAGCUCGAAGCUAUUCAUCCUUUAAUCCAGCCAUGUCUGAUUCAAACAGGCCACCGUGCCGCAAGAAUGAUGAUGAUAGCAGUUUCAUAGAUGGAACAACCAAUGGAGGUGCUUGGUACAGUGUUCCAGGAGGUAUGCAAGACUUCAACUACCUCAGCAGUAACUGCUUUGAAAUCACUGUGGAACUUAGCUGUGAAAAGUUCCCUCCUGAAGAAACUCUGAAAAAGUACUGGGAGGACAACAAGAAUUCCCUGAUCAGUUACAUUGAGCAGAUACACCGAGGGGUCAAGGGAUUUGUUAGAGAUCUCCAAGGCAAUCCCAUUGCCAAUGCCACCAUUUCUGUGGAGGGGAUAAACCAUGACAUUACAUCAGCUAAGGAUGGUGAUUACUGGAGGCUUCUUGUACCUGGAAAUUAUAAAGUGACUGCCUCAGCACCAGGUUAUCUAGCAAUAACAAAAAAAGUGGCUGUUCCCUUCAGUCCUGCCAUUAGGGUUGAUUUUGACCUGGAGUCACUGUCUGAAAGGAAAGAAGAGGAGAAGGAGGAGCUAAUGGAGUGGUGGAAGAUGAUGUCAGAAACGCUGAAUUUUUAAGCAGGCACUGUGAAUUUAUGCCUGUUAAAUCUUCUAUGUGUUGACUUAGUAUAAUGUACUGUGGAAAGUCCCUAUAAUUUAGAAUUUGUGUAGCUCGCAAUAUUUAACUUCCAGGUUUUUUGAGUAAUUUUCUAAAAAAUCAAUAAUGUGCUUGGCAUAAAAACAAAUUGCUAGACACUUUCAUACCAUAAUUCACUAUUCUGCAUAUUCAACAUGAGGGAUAACUACCCCAAAGAAUAUCUCAUCCUCUGAACUGAAAUACAAACAGUGGUGUUUCACUUAUAAAUCCAGAAUGUGAAUGUUAAGUAUGUUUUUUUAAAGUAUGGUAAUCAGCAAUGACCAGCAGCUGUUAAAAAUAUUAGACAAUGCAGGUAGACAGAUGAUGUUCUCUAAUGUCUCAUAAAGUAAUACCACUGAAAUUUAAUACAGUAAGAUUUGGUGUUGUAAGUAAUGCUUUACUACAAUUAAAGGUUGUUUAGGUCUCUGUGGAAGAGCCAUGUAAAAUAAGAAUCGUGAGUACUUGGGAUGCAUCUAUUCAUGUAGGAAUAUCCUUCAUUAUUCUUACUUCAAGCUGAGAGGAAAUAGUACAUCUUGUUUUCCUCAUUAUGUCCAAUAAUGUUCCUAAGUAACUUGGUAAUCAAAUUAAAAAUGCUGGAUGGAUAACAAAAUAAUCAAAUAGUGAGUGAGUGUUAUUAGCAGGUUUCCUGUGCUUGCACUGUAUUAUUUCUACUGUUAUGUCUGUCAGCAGCUGUGUGUGUCUCAUAGACAUAAAGUGCAUGAGAAGCCUUCUAUACACUUUACAUAAAGAACAUAUACUUAAA
This is a messenger RNA of Pogona vitticeps (central bearded dragon), 2292 nucleotides long. NCBI's taxonomy places the organism in Eukaryota, Metazoa, Chordata, Lepidosauria, Squamata, Agamidae. The record is from RefSeq and is a predicted model, not a curated record.